AUGACAAUCAGAACAGCCCGUCCAGACCGAGUGCAACAUUUUCGACGUCUGCAGUGUCUGAAAAAGUUGGAUGCCAUUGUGGUUGAGAUGCAAGACCCCAAAAGUGGUCUUAAAGGCUCUGAACAAAAACUCAAUGUCACCACCAUUCCACAUGUCAUUGCUGGUAAAGACAUCAUUGCAUGGAUUACAAACAAGAUGAAGAUCACUGUAGAAGAGGCCCAGACCUUUGGAACCAUGUUAGUGGCCUAUGGUUACAUCUAUGCCCUGGAGAACCACAAGAAACUGGUCAUGUGCAAUGACAACAGCCUUUAUCGGUUUCAGACGCCAUACUUUUGGCCUACGCAAAAUUGGGUUGCAGAUGAUACGGACUAUGCUAUUUACCUGGCAAAGAGAAACAUCCGCAAGCAAGGCAUGCUGGAACCUUACGAACAGGCAGAUUACAACCACCUGCAUAAAUGGCUAUUCCACAAGUGGGAUUUUAUCGUGAUGCAGGCCACCGAGCAAUACAAAGCUAGUAGAGAGAGAAAGAAGCCAGAUCGUGUUGUGUUUGAUUGCCAGGAGAGAGCUUACUGGAUUGUGAACAGACCACCACGUCGUACUCAUAGCGCUUUGGAUAUUGGCCCAGACCGCCUUAUUGAUCCUAACACAGACGAGAAAAUCACAUUUGAUCAAUACAGACGCAUGAACAUGUUCUACCAGCAAGCCAUCAUGAGGUCAAAAGUCAAAUCCAGUGUGUCGCUUGGGGCAUUGGUUAAGUAUAUUACAACCUACAAAAACCAUGAUCCCUUCCUGGCACCUUGCCUACCCAGCAACCCCUGGCAGACAGACAAUGACUCUUACUGGAAUCUCAAUAUGAGAAGGGUUGAUGUUCCGACAAAAAUGCGAGUGGAGCGUUGGUCCUUCAGCUUGUUUGAAUUACUGACUGAUCUGCGAGGCAGGGACGACUUCAAGAUCUUCCUAAAGAAGGAGUUUAGUGGGGAGAAUCUAGCCUUCUGGGAAGCAGCUGAGGAGCUUAAGUGGGGAACUUCAGCUUCCAUGUCAACCAAAGCUGAGACCAUCUUUAAGACCUUUCUGGCCCCUGGUGCCCCCCGCUGGAUCAACAUUGAUGGCAGGACUAUGGGUCUGACAGUGAAAGGCCUGGACCAUCCUCACCGCUAUGUGCUGGAGGCUGCACAAACACAUGUCUUCUUGCUCAUGAAAAAGGAUACUUUCUUCCGUUACCUCAAGUCACCAGUGUACAAGGACAUUCAGAAGAAGGCAUUGAACCCUGAGCCUCAUAACUUCAGUCAAGCCCAGUUGGAGCAAAACGCUCAGAAUCGAAGCCCAGGUAUCCAUCCCAUCAUCCUUUGGAAGCAAGAAGAAGAGGAAAAUGCAAAGGCUGCUGCUGCCUCAGCUCCUGUCGAUGUCAAAGCCAUGAUGAGUAAAAUUGACAGAAAGAAGUAAAAGUUUGUUGCACGAGUAGAACGGAUACAUAAAUAAUUUCUAUUUUAUUCUAAGACAUAACCCUAGUUGUAAUCGCAUUAGCUGCCGAUUUAGUUGGACAACACAUUAAUCAGUCCCGUCAAAUAUUUUUGGUCUGUCUGGAUGUUUUAAGGUACGUAUUCUUGGUAGUAUACAUAUA
Syngnathus typhle (broad-nosed pipefish) is the source of this 1621-nucleotide messenger RNA. RefSeq names its product regulator of G protein signaling 9a (gene rgs9a). The coding region runs from base 1 to 1443 and encodes 480 amino acids. Gene Ontology annotation, biological process: G protein-coupled receptor signaling pathway; intracellular signal transduction; regulation of G protein-coupled receptor signaling pathway. Lineage: Eukaryota; Metazoa; Chordata; Actinopteri; Syngnathiformes; Syngnathidae. The record is from RefSeq and is a predicted model, not a curated record. The transcript is spliced from 16 exons.